Molecule: messenger RNA, 3435 nt
Organism: Kwoniella botswanensis
Lineage: Eukaryota; Fungi; Basidiomycota; Tremellomycetes; Tremellales; Cryptococcaceae
Exons: 8
Coding region: 1-3435 (1144 amino acids)
Molecular function (GO): GTPase activator activity
Source: RefSeq, a predicted model, not a curated record
AUGCCUUCGAGCAACGUACCAUUCCCUUCCCCUCCUGUCCUGCCGGCGCCGAGACAACCAUCACCUCUCUCUUUCUCAUCAAUAGCAGAUGAUGCUGGACUACGACCACCCCCUUCACCUCCUACUCCCGCGUCAUCAUUCCUCGGUACAGGCGAAUCAGUCUCAUCUUCCUCUUCAUAUAGAGCCCCAGCUUCAGCUUCAUAUGUCACACCUACUUUCCCAAAUGAACAAAUCAUGACUUCACCCAUAUCCGGUCCAUCAAUAACAUCACCCUCAACCCUCAACUCAGCUUCACCUGUCUCAUCAAGUAAGCUGAACGUACUUGUACCAGUACAGCCUCUACCAGAUUCUUUACUCCUACGUUCAACGCUCUCCGCUUUGGAACAUUCGACAUCCACUCUCAAGCGAUUAUCCAAAUCGGUCUUGAAUUCCGCAUCGGUCGUAGCAGCCUUGGCGGAACAGCUAGAACGAGCGGAAGACGAUUUGUUCGCUGCCCUGGGUGAUUUAGGCAGAUGGUUGGAGAAUGGAUAUGGCCUUCAGGCGAAGGGAAGCGUGUGGGAUCCUGAGGGAGGGAUAAGGAAGGUCAGUAAAGAAAGGAGAAAGAGGGAGAGGGAAGAUCGAGAAGUUUGGGUUGAGAAUGGGCUGAAAGCUAUAAAGGUAGAAUUGAAAAGACAGGGAUUGGCCGGUGGUGGUGCACAAGCUAGAUUCGAUAACAUCGCAAAACAGUUCUACCACCAGACAUCUGUCUACCUAUCACCUCAGACUACUCAAGGAUCCACUCUAGCGGGACCAUCAUCUCAAACCCAACUCAACUCCAACACCUCCGCUUCUUCCUCUGCAUCCACCUCAUCGCAUAAUCCGGCUGCGCCAACCGAUAUGGCCCAGGCUGUUAGACAUGCUCAAUGGGAUCUGGCCCGAUAUAACCAUCAUUCCACGCUGCUAUACGCUGUCCCGCCAAGCUCGAUCGGGUGUUUGGAUCUGCUAGUAGGCUUAUAUGGCUGGGUGGGCGGUCUACUGGGCGAAACUCCCGGACGGAAAGAUAUGGAUGAUGAAGGAGGAGGAACACCACCUUCCCGACAGAGAGCUUCGACUGCACCAACUAACACCGGAAAUCCCGCUCAUUUGUUAUCUCGUCAUUCUCCCCCACCAUCCGGCUCCGAUUACCUCAAAUCGACUCUGUCGAUCUCCUUAACUCAGCUUGCCAAGACUCGCUCGGAAUUACUGAAAGCUUGGGCAGAGAGAAAUCAUCAAACUCAGGUACUGGAAGAUGAGGUGAUUCAGCGUCAAAAUGAUUUAGGUGUAUCAUCGCCUGACGAAUAUACUUCAUCUAGAUUUAGCGAGUUCAACGCGAUCACCCCGGUGUCAUCUGCCGGUAUCGAACAUAAGAAAGGAAAGAAGAUGCACAAGAUCCAUCGUUCAGUCGGAGGCAGACUAAGAGAUUUCCUCACGCCAUCUACUAGCUCGAACGCUCUGUCUACGCAAUUGGGUACUGGUACUGGUACUGGCGAGAGAUUAUCUAGAAUAAGUCUUGAUGGUGGGUAUGGAAGAGGGGAACUCAGUGCUCCUGCGCCUAUACGAAGGAAAACUACAGAGGAUGGCACUACCCCGGGAACAGAUAAAUUACAUACUCAUCCUGAAAUACCUGGACCUCCCCAUUCAUCCAAUUCUGCUCCUUCGUCUACUCCAACUCCACCUUUACCUCUUGCCAAAGAGACUUCGCCCAGACCUAGAUUACCUUCAAGGCAUAGUGUUCAGAUGCCCACUGGGACAGAUUACGUCUCGCCAUUUAUAGCGUCAAAUCAAUGCCCUGUACCGCCGAUCCCCACUGACAGCUCACCUGAUUUGAGAUUGUUGACUUCUGAUAGAGAUAUGGUGAGACAUAGUGUAGAUAGUGCACGACCUUCUGUCGGUGUCGGUGGUGUAGGUGGAAUGGGAGCUGGUGGGGAUGAAGAUGAAAGAAGGGAAGAGGCGGGAAGGAAGAAGGAAGGUGUACUUUGGGGAUUGGGUAGCUGGGAGGGACUGAAUAAAGCUGGUGGUGCGAAGGGCAAAUGGGAGAAAUUUUGGGUGGUAUUGGAUCAUUCGAGGAUAUACGAGUACCGCGAUAACAAGACGGGUGUUCCUGAAGGUGCUCAUGCGGUGAUUGAUCUGAAGUUCGCGAGUGUCAGAGAAGUUUUUGAGAUUGUUACGCCGUCUCAAGGCAGACGUUUGUACCAAGCUACUUCUGAAACCGAAAUGAAACUAUGGCUUUAUGCGAUAUGCAACGCCAUUGAAUCAUGUAUCAACGGAACUUCCUCCGUUCGCACAUUCGACGCAUCGAAACUACGUACCGUCUCAGGAUCAUUGGAUGAUCACGCUUUACCAGCCAGGGGUAAACUCGGAUUGGGAUUCAAUAGCCGAGCCAUCGGUUUGGGAUUUCCUAUACCUCCUAAUGGAAGACGAUCGAUGCCUCCUACACCUACUGAACACAGUACUCCCGAUUCAUCAAUGGAGAAAAGAACACGUAAGACCAGCUUGAAGAAAAUGCUCAAACAGUCUGGAGAGAAGUUAUCAAAUGUGGUUAGUGGGAAUAACGGAGGACAUAGGAAUUCAUUGGGAGGUGAAUUGGAUUUACCUCGACCUGUUUUUGGUAAAGCUGGAAGUAGGACUAGUUUACCUCUGUCUACUCCUGAAAUCGAUAAAUUCAUUAUGCCUCCUCCGCCAGUACCGAUAUCUUCUAGACCUAAGACCAACCCUAUCCCUACCCCAACGCAAGAUGGUGAAAAGGGAUCAUGGGCUGACGGAGAGAUUGAAAAUCGUGUAUUGGAGAUGGCCGGUAUGGGAUUAGGGCUUGGUGAUAUACCUUCUACUUUUACAUCGAGGGAAGAUAGUCCGAAUAGUGUGAAGAGAAGAGUCAAAUCUGAAGCUGUUAGAAAACCCACGCAUCCUUCACGAUCGGGAUAUCACGCGAGUGAGUCUGGCGGGGAGCCCAUGAACAGAUCCAAAUCGCAAGAUGCUUCCCCCGCUCAAGAAGGAGGGUUAGAUAUGAAGGAGUUGAGGAGGAUUGCAGAUUUGGAUGGGAAUAGGAAAUGUGCGGAUUGUGGAAAGGGAAUGAAGAGUAGUAGAUGGGCAACUAUCAGCCUCCGCGAUACACCCAUGGUCAUGUUCAUAUGUAUAAGAUGUUGUGGGAUCCACCGAUCGUUGGGUACACAUAUAUCCAAACCUCGUUCGGUCGAUCUUGACCUUUGGACUCCCGAGAUGAUUGAGUUGGCUAGACAGUGGGGGAAUGAAAGGGGUAAUGAAGUUUGGGAGAGCACUUGGGAAGGUGGGAGGGUAGGAGAUGAUCGAAUAACAGAUCUCAUCAAGGCGAAAUAUGUAGAAGGAAGAUGGUUGAUAGAUGAAGAUAAGUUGAAAUUUGGACUGAUCAGUGAAUUGCCAAUAGUGGGAAGAGCUAUCUAA